Chironomus riparius is the source of this 2052-nucleotide messenger RNA. The record is from the annotation of a GenBank genome assembly. Lineage: Eukaryota; Metazoa; Arthropoda; Insecta; Diptera; Chironomidae.
AUGACUAAAUUGCAAAUUGAGAUUGGCGAGGAGACAGACUAUCCUGGAAGUAAAAUAUUUGCAGCAUUAGCAGAUUCUAUUGGACUGUCCGUUGACUUGACCAACUUCUUGAUAAUUCAAACGUCAGCAUUACUCCUAGCAUCUUUAUUUCGUUCAUACUUGCAUACAUCAAAAGUAUCAGUCAGCGUUCGACAUGCUUUUGGAUUACUCGUUGGACUUUUCUUUGGAUAUUUUUGUUUUGGACAGCAAGCAGUUCACAUUGCUGGUUUACCAGCUAUUUGCUAUGUCGUUAUCAGAACUCAAAAUCCAGAAUUUGUUCAAAGAAUUGUAAUGGUUGUUGCUCUCACAUACUUGUCAUGCAUUCAUUUGCACCGCCAAUAUAACAGCAAUGGAGCCUAUACUUUGGAUAUUACAGGACCUUUGAUGAUCAUCACUCAGAAAGUUACUAGCUUGGCUUUCAGCAUUCAUGAUGGAUUUGUUGCAACUGAGAAUAAGAAGGAACUUUCAAAGAAUCAACAAUAUCAUAUGAUCGACAAAAUCCCAUCACCAUUGGAAUACUUUUCCUAUGUCCUUAACUUCCAAAGUCUCAUGGCUGGUCCUCUAGUCUUUUAUCGUGACUAUAUUGACUUUGUUGAAGGAUGCAAUUUUAAAUCGCACACAAAUAGCAAAUUGGAUGGAGCAAAUAAGAAAAUCGUCACAGAACCAUCUCCGGUGAAAACUGUAUUGAAAAAAGUCCUAGCUAGUGUUGUUUGUGCUUACAUCUUUAUCAAGCUGAUUAACGUUUAUCCGAUUAAAUCUGUUAAGGAAGACGCAUUCAUCGAUGACACAACAAUUAUUUAUAAGUUUUGGUAUCUAAUGAUGAUGACAAUGGCCGUACGCUUUAAGUAUUAUUUUGCAUGGAUGCUCGCGGACGCAAUUGUCAAUAACGCAGGAAUGGGAUUUAAUGGAUUCGAAAGUGAUGGCACUGCUAAAUGGGAUGGAUUGACAAAUAUUUAUGUGAUACCUUUUGAACUUGGAACAAAUAUUCGUGAUUGUAUUAAUAGCUGGAAUAUCGGUACAAAUUCUUGGCUUCGAAUGGUUGUUUAUGAGCGAGCACCGAAGCAGUAUGGAACAAUUUUGACAUUUUCAUUAUCAGCAUUAUGGCAUGGAUUUUAUCCUGGAUAUUAUUUGACUUUUGCUACUGGUGCUUUAACUGUAACUGCUGCUAGAAAAGCUCGUCGAGUUUUCCGUCACCAUUUCCAGCAAACCGAAUUCUCACGUACAGUUUAUGACGUUAUUACAUGUUUGGUGACUCGUCUAUUCAUGGGAUACAUCACAUUCCCAUUUGUUUUACUUGAGCUUGGAGCCAGUUUCCGAUUGUACCUGAGACUUUUCAUGUGCCUUCAUUUAGUUGCUCUAUCUUCGAUAUUUCUUCUUCCGAAAUUAAUGCGUGGUGAAAGUCACGCGAGAAAACAUUCGGCAUCUCCAUUAACCAAAACGAAUAACCAUAGUAUGUCCUCGAUGACUGACGAGAUGAACAAGAAAAACGAUGACAAGGAAGAUAAGGAUAAUGGAAUAGCAGUAGCGUCAACAAAGAGCAACUCAAAUCACGAGUCAGAGGAAUCAAGUAGUUCAUACAGUAGCUUUAAUAAUAGUAUGAAUGAUAUAAGUGAUAAGAUUCAUGUUCGUAAAACGGAAUCAAAUUACUUACUAAAGGAUCUCAUAAAUAAGGAAGUUAACAAAAUCAAGGACGAAACAGAUAAUUUAUCAAAUUUAUUGAAAGAGAAAAUCGAGGCAGCAAAUAUCGAAGGAUUUAUUGACAAAACUGUCAACGGUAUUGUUGAAUUAAAAGAUGAUUUAAUGCGUAUGAAUGAGCCCGAGGUUUAUGGACCAACUACAGAAAGUUUAAGGAAGCGAAAUAUCUCAAAUGUUGAUUUAGAAUCAACAACAGUAACAAAAGGAUCAACAGGUGAGGGUAAUCAAAGUGGCGCAUUUUUGAAGAAGGAAAUUGAUGCGAUAAAGAAGGAAUCAACAGUUAUUCCAGCUGUCCUCAGUAAUGGACAUGCUAAAUAA